AUGGUUUGGCUACUGGGCUCAAUGGAAAAAACUGUUCGGGAACAAGUUGAAAGUUUUCAAACUGCUGCUGAAGUCUGGACAAGCAUUGAAAAACAGUUUUCUGGUAAAUCAAACAAAAUACAGGUUAGCAGAAUAUUGCAUGAGAUGUGGCACUUUAGGCAAGAUCAAAAAUCAGUUACAGAAUAUGCAGGGGAACUCAAGAAACUUUAUAGAGAUCUGGAGUUCUUCCGGCCAUUCAAGCCACAUGAUCCUAGAGAUUUGUCUCUCCUCAGAGAAUGGUUUGAACCAUUGUUGGUGCAGGUUUUUUUGGAAGGCCUGAAUCCCGAGUUUAAACUUCGCUCUCAGAUGAUACAAGCAUCUCCUGACUGGCCUACCUUGGAUCAAACUAUUGCUAGUAUCCUUGAAGAAGAAACUCGUUUGGCUAACCAGGAAGCAACGCCACAGAUGCAUGGUGAUAAUCGUGCUGCACUUACUCACGCACAAACCUCUGUUACUUCUAGGAGUGAUCAAGCAAAUACUACUAAGUUUGACUACAGAAGGAGAAACAAAGUUGUGUGUGAUCAUUGUAAGAUGUCUGGCCAUGUGAAGAAGAAUUGUUUCGAGUUGGUUGGUUAUCCUCCGGGAUGGAAGCAAAGACAAACAAGCAGGUUCAACAGCAGCGGUAACAACUUUGAGAAGAAGCAGGACCGAGCUCAUCUUACAUCAUCGACAACAGAGUUACCUGCAACCGCUGCUCAUGCACUAGAAGAGUUCAAGGCAAAGUUGAUGGCCGUUGCUACCGAAGGAUCUAGUGAAGCUGUCGGCUCUCGGGCUACAGAAGGAUUUGAAGUCAGGAAGAAUUCUUGAGACUGGAACUGAAUAUGACGGCCUCUACUACCUCGACAACGCAUCGACUUCACUUGCACUUAGUGUGAAAUGUGUCUCCGCUACAGAUGAGUUGUUAUUACUACAUUAUAGACUUGGGCACCUAUCGUUUUAGUCACUAGGCCGCAUGUUUCCCUCACUUUUGGCCUCCUGUUGCAAAGAGCAACUCGUAUGUGAUGUAUGUGAACUAGCAAAACAUACGAGAACUAAUUAUCCUAGCAACAGUGAGAGGAGUAAUGUACCUUUUGAAGUAGUUCAUUCAGAUGUUUGGGGGCCAGCAGUUGUAACCUCUCUAUCAGGAGAACGGUGGUAUGUAAC
This is a messenger RNA of Triticum dicoccoides, 1182 nucleotides long. RefSeq lists its product as uncharacterized. The record is from RefSeq and is a predicted model, not a curated record. The transcript has 2 exons. Bases 1 to 846 code for a protein of 281 amino acids. Lineage: Eukaryota; Viridiplantae; Streptophyta; Magnoliopsida; Poales; Poaceae.